Messenger RNA from Paramecium pentaurelia, 581 nucleotides. The record is from the annotation of a GenBank genome assembly. Lineage: Eukaryota; Ciliophora; Oligohymenophorea; Peniculida; Parameciidae.
AAUGACUGGUCUAAUUGGACAUUAAAUUUUAAUUUAAGUAAAGAAAUUAAAGAAAUUGUUAAAAGAAAAUUGUCUAUUUAUUGAUUCUAUCUUACCUACAAUAGAUUAAGUAUCAUAAUAAUUGAAAAUUGAAAGAGACUUUUCUUUAAAAUUAAUUUAAUAACUUUGUAUAUAAUAAAAUAAUUAUUAUAGAAAACUGUAAGAAUCAGAUAUCUCCAUAAUAUUUAAGCAAAGAAAGAAAAUUAGAUCGUAAACCAUAAUUGGAUUAAUCAUAUAAAGUUUUUAAUGGAAUUCAAAAUAUAAUUAAACAAUUUUAAGAAUAAAAAAUGGACAUAAAUAUGAAUUAGAUUUAAUCUACAAUAAGAUUAGAUAAAUUUUGUGAAGAAGAUAAUUUAAAUAAACUUCAUGAAAUUCACAAUAAUAAAAUAUAAAAUUUAACAAUAUAAGUUGAAAAAAUAGAAAAAUAGACUUGGGUUAAAGAUAGAGGAACUAAAUGUAUAUAAUAAUCAGAAGAAACACUAAAUAAAAUAAAAGAACUUAAAAAAUUAAUCCAAUCUAAAAAAAUGAAUAAUAAUAAUUGA